AUGAACCAAAACUUUUUACUCACAGACAAUACAGAUACCACAACAAUUUUCAUGUCUAAUGAAGCAACCGUUAGUCUGCUAAAUGCAACUGCACAAGAAAUCAUAGACGGCUUUCCCAGUCAAGAUAGAAAAACUUUACCUAAACCUCUCGAACGUUGUAAAUGGUUGACAAAGAAUGUCUAUGUAGAAUGCACAAAACUUUCUUCCAUCAAAAAUAUCCGUUUCACAGUCACCACAAUCAAAGACAUAAAAACACCACAACCAACAAUAUUAUCAACACAAAAAACACAAACUACACGUUCAACACCAAUGGAACAACAAACCACAACAACUAUGGAGUCCCUCACCCCUACUAAAUCACGUGAAACUGGAAAACGCUUCCAAAUGGAAGAUACAGAUACACCAAAAAAACCACGUCCAAAACAAGAAAAAUAAAGAAACCACGGCGAAGUAGAUGAAGGAACACAUGCCAAAAAGCAAUGAAACUAUUUGAUCUUAUCAUAACAUACUUAGAGUAAACCUAAACUCUCUUUUUAUAGCUUUAUGUCCAUAUUAUAAACUACAAUCCACACAUUAUGUUUAUAUACAAUAAUCGGUAAAUAUUCAAUAAAACUAUGUCAUAUUCUGACAAUAAUUGUUUCUAUAGAUUUGUUUGA
Lactuca saligna is the source of this 656-nucleotide messenger RNA. NCBI's taxonomy places the organism in Eukaryota, Viridiplantae, Streptophyta, Magnoliopsida, Asterales, Asteraceae. The record is from the annotation of a GenBank genome assembly.